AUGACAUUGACACGCCAUUCCCUCCUUUCUCUGUUAUUCUUCGCAUCCACUCUCUCUAAUCUCGCCUUUACCGUCACCGCCGGUGACGUUUCCGGUGACACCGACUUCAUUCGUGAAAGCUGCAACACAACGUUGUACCCUGACCUGUGCUUCUCCUCGCUCUCUCGCUACGCCGGCGCGGUGCAACGCAGUCCCGCCGGCCUUGCGCGAGUGGCCGUUGCCGUGGCGCUCGCCAAGGCGCACGGCGCGACGGCCUACCUCUCACAUCAGACCGCCGCGGUAGUUGACGAGGAGUCCGACGCCGGUGCGGCCGUGCACGACUGCAUCGCGAACCUGGAGGACGCGGUGGACGAGAUCCGCGGCUCGCUGAAGCAGAUGAGGCGGCUCAGACCGGAGGAUAACUCCGGUGCGGUCCGGUUCGGGGUGAGCAACGUGCUGACGUGGAUGAGCGCGGCGCUGACGGACGAGGAAACGUGCACCGACGGGUUCGAGGGCGUAGAGGAAGGUCCCAUGAAGAAGAGCGUGUGCGAUCGCGUGACCAGGGUGAAGAAGUUCACCAGCAAUGCUUUGGCGCUGGUGAACGGUUUCGCUAAUAAAUUAUAA
Molecule: messenger RNA, 603 nt
Organism: Sphenostylis stenocarpa
Lineage: Eukaryota; Viridiplantae; Streptophyta; Magnoliopsida; Fabales; Fabaceae
Source: the annotation of a GenBank genome assembly